This is a messenger RNA of Suillus subalutaceus, 936 nucleotides long. RefSeq lists its product as uncharacterized. The coding region runs from base 1 to 936 and encodes 311 amino acids. The record is from RefSeq and is a predicted model, not a curated record. Gene Ontology annotation, molecular function: U1 snRNA binding; pre-mRNA intronic binding; U5 snRNA binding. Gene Ontology annotation, cellular component: catalytic step 2 spliceosome; U5 snRNP. The transcript has 3 exons. Gene Ontology annotation, biological process: spliceosomal tri-snRNP complex assembly; mRNA splicing, via spliceosome. Lineage: Eukaryota; Fungi; Basidiomycota; Agaricomycetes; Boletales; Suillaceae.
AUGCUAUCCCGGAUUCAACAAACUCAGCUGAGGGAGACAGCGCAGCCACCAUAUGUUUAUCGUCCACCCACACCACCUCUGCACACUCUGCGUGCUGCUCACUCGCGCUCUCCACCACGCAUGUCUUUGGAACAACCACAGGUGUCGAACGGUGACACGUCUGGGAGAUCUAAUCCUUCUAGCAGCGUUAACUUGGAUAUGUUCCCGCCUGGAAUAUACCGCGAUUCGUUGCGACGGUCGAUACAAGCGAACCAAGCACGCAGUGAUUCCCGUGUACCAGAGCCAGAACCGAUGCCUCCCGUUCACGAGCCUUCCACAAUGUUUUCUUUCGGGAACUCUGAUGAGGAUAACGAUAGCGAAUGGCAUGGAUUCUUACUUUGCCUUUGGUAUAUCGCCAAGGCGUGGAAGGGAAUGCACAGCAGCCACGAGAACGAGGACGUUUUGGAUGGCACAACCAGCAAUAAAUAUUGGAUCGAUGUUCAGCUUCGUUGGGGCGACUUCGAUACCCAUGAUAUCGAGUGUUAUACUCAUGCCAAGUUCUUGGACUACGUGUCCGACUCCAUGAGUAUCUACCUCUCACCAAAACCACACUUCGUCUGGCCCACUCUUACAGAUGAUGAACGGAUCAAGGUUGAGGUCGCAAUGAAGGAUCUUAUCUUGGCAGUGAGUGAUACCACACACUUUUUGAACUCUAACUCAUCGAGUCCAAGGAUUUCGGCAAGCGGAACAGUGUCAACGGACACGCCGUUGUUGUUCUGGGCAGAGGAUCACCGACCUGCUGCAUUCUCGACCUUUGCGAACUUGGAGCAAGGCGAUGAUAGUGCCGAUGUUGAAAACGGUUUCGCUUGGUUUAUUGCUGCUCUUCGUUUAACUUGCUGUUCUCAUGUAGCUGCAUAUGAAAUCUCACUUGUACGAAAUAGUUUAUCCAUGCAAUAG